Lepisosteus oculatus (spotted gar) is the source of this 2337-nucleotide messenger RNA. Lineage: Eukaryota; Metazoa; Chordata; Actinopteri; Semionotiformes; Lepisosteidae. The record is from RefSeq and is a predicted model, not a curated record.
CUCGUUAAUUUAAGAAAACGGCGGUGUUGCCCCCAGUGACGUCAAACCUGAGCAGGGUGGAUGACAGUAAAAGUUAAGAGUCGCGCUCCGGGUCCCGUCAAGCUUCUACGUCACGAUCGCCCGCAAUUUCAGCACGUGGCUGAUGUGAACGCCGUUCUUCCGGUCCCCUCGCGGUUACCUCGCUCUUGGCUCUGCGGAGUGAGCCGACAGAGUCCUUUAUCUAAUCGUAUGGGCUAAGUCAUAAUUACAUUAACACAAAAGGGUCGAGGAACGACAGCACGCUAUGGGGCACCCCUGAUCAGGAUCAUUUUAAAAACGUCUCCACGUCAGUUAAUACCCGAUAUCCUUAGAGAUGUAAUUAGACUGACCUGUCUGUUUUGUAAAUAUGCCCUUACUAUAUAUAUAUACACACACACCAACAUGGCAACUUGCGCUCAGCCAGUGACCUAACAGAACCAGUCUCAUUCUUCUGGGAGCUUACUGGGUUCCGCGCAGAGGCGCAGUGCGCGCGCGCCUCCUGCCAGGGCUCUCGGUCCCCGAGGUGGCGGGGUCUCGAGCGCCUCCCCCGCUCUGCCCGCUCUGAGAGCGAGACGCGGAUUCUCCCGACUUGGACCCUCCCUCCCCUCCUCUCCCCAAGUAGACGAGCAGCGGGAGCGCUCAGCGGUCUGCAGUCGCGCAGGCGGGCACCCGGCGAGCGUGUGCGAGCGAGGGAGCGUGCAGGGAACCCCACUAGAAUGACAGCGCUGGCCCGGCCGUGCACAGCCGCCGGUCCCCGAGUCGAGCAGAGGCGCUAGACGGGCCCCACUCUCUGUGCGUGGGCGGGGGGGGGGUCGGAAUAAAGCCAGCACCAGCCCAACAGCACCCCGCGGUUCUUACUCCAGACAGCCAGGUAGCGAGCGGAACAUGUCGACCACCGAGUAGGAGACGAGCCGACGGGGUGUCCCCAGAGAGCCGAUGUGUCCAGAGCCCGGGGCGACCCGGGCGGCUCUGACGGGGACCAGGAGGAGACGGGGCGGAGAGGCGAUGCCGGACGGGCGGGUGGUCUGCGUGGUGCUGCUGGUGCUGCAGCCUCAGGUCCUGCAGGCGGUGGGGGUGUUCGAGCUCCAGAUCGAGCAGCUCCAGAACACCAACGGGCUGCUGCUCGGCGGGGGGUGCUGCGACGGCGGGGGCGGGGGCGGCGCGGGGGGCCGCUGCCCCCAGGCGGACCAGUGCGACACUUUCCUCCGGGCGUGUCUGAAGGAGUACCAGGUGCGGGUGUCGCCUACGGGGCCCUGCACCUUCGGCGCGGGCAGCACGGGCGUCCUGGGGGGCAACAGCUUCUCCCUGCGGCACCGGACCCCCGGCGAGCAGGUGGGGCGGAUCGGCAUCCCCUUCAAGUACGCCUGGCCGAAAUCCUUCUCCUUGGUGCUGGAGGUGCUGGACCAUGACAAUGACACUGUAGGGGCAGGUAGGUGGGGCAGCUUCCUGUGAUGUGAUUGGUGUUUGGGAAGGAAGAAGUCAUUAGUCUCUGACCUUGAUGACUGGCUGCUCAUUACAUCACCCAAAGCAAUGAUCGGCUGGUCCUGACAUUGCCCACGUUUUUUGUUUUUUCAUUUUAAUUUUCUUUUUUUUUCAUUCUGGGGUUUCAUCCUGUGUUUUGUUUGAACUCUCAGUCACCUCAAUUUUCCCUUCCAAGCCAUGCUGACAACACUCACAGCUUACGACAGAACACAACAUCCACCCAACCACUGAUCACAACCUGCAAGGCCAGCCCUCCUUGUCUCCCCCUGGAGUCCAUCAAGUGCUCAUUCCUUCCUGCCCUUAAGUAGGAAGGAAACUAUCAUUAAAUACUGGGUUUAACUUGGGAUUACAAGGCCACUUGAGAGUGUUUUCAUUUAUUUUUGCUUAACUUUUGCUGUCCCAGUAAGAAACUGAAGUCUUAAUUAGAACUGAGCUUUUGGAGAACGUUGUGGCCCAAUGCUGUUUAUGGAAAUGUGGAUUCUGACUCAUUAUUCCACCUCAAGAACGACAUGCUGGCAAGAAGAUGCCCCAAGAGGCUCAGUGAGCGACAGUGAACCAUCCCCAACUUGUGGGGACUUUUCUAGGCAUGACUGUAGCAAACAUCAACAACAGGCACUGGAGCUUUCCAAAACUGUCAUCGUGUAGACCGCUGCAGCUGACCGACUGUCUGCCUGCGCCGGCCCAGUUUCGACCCAGUUCACUGAGAAACUGUCUGCCUGCGCUGGCCCAGUGUUGACCCAGUACACUGACAGACUGUCUGCCUGCGCCGGCCUAGUGUCGACCCGGUUCGCUGACAGACUGUCUGCCUGCGCCGACCCAGUGUCGACCCGGUUCACU